This is a messenger RNA of Vanderwaltozyma polyspora DSM 70294, 936 nucleotides long. RefSeq lists its product as uncharacterized. Bases 1 to 936 code for a protein of 311 amino acids. The transcript has a single exon. NCBI's taxonomy places the organism in Eukaryota, Fungi, Ascomycota, Saccharomycetes, Saccharomycetales, Saccharomycetaceae. Gene Ontology annotation, cellular component: nucleus; cytoplasm. The record is from RefSeq and is a predicted model, not a curated record. Gene Ontology annotation, molecular function: protein tyrosine phosphatase activity. Gene Ontology annotation, biological process: G2/M transition of mitotic cell cycle; positive regulation of G2/M transition of mitotic cell cycle; protein dephosphorylation.
AUGAUGAUGAUGUCUAAGGAUAACUGUAUAACGACUACUGUAGUAACAACAACUUCAACAGCAGAUGAUGCUGGCGAUAGUGAUGAGGUUUCUGCGGUUUAUAUAACUGACUGUAAAUUAGAGAACCCAUUUAUAGAGACAGGAGAUAUUAUCACAUCACGUAAAAGAUCCACUGGCAAGGGUAUAUUUAAUCGUUACAGUAACGACAGUAACGACAGCAACAAUAACAAAUAUAGUAGCAGUAGCAGUAGCAACAGCAGCAGCAGCAGAAGUAAAAAGUCAGUUAAACAUCUUGAAUUUAAAUCUAGUCAUCAUCAUCAAUUACAUCCAUGCAAAAGGGUUAAAACGGAUAGAAAUAAUUCAUCAGUAAUCAACAAGAUUAUGGGUCAAAAUUGUUACCAUUCACUUCUAUCAAUUAGUGGACUAAAAAUCAAUUCAUUGAAUAUAAAUGAUGUGUUCCCAAGAGUAACCUCUGAUACACUUUCAAAAAUAUUGAACGACAAUAUUCAUUCACCACAUUAUGAUAAUUACUUUAUUAUAGAUUCAAGAUUUCAUUACGAAUAUUCUGGUGGUCAUAUUCGCAAUUCAAUUAAUAUUAAUACAACUCAAGAUAUUCAUAAUUUGUUAAUAACAAAGGGUCAGUUUAGGUUACCAACACUAAUCAUUUUCUAUUGUGAAUACAGUAAGUAUCGUAGUCCAAAACUAGCUUCACACUUAAGGAAGUGUGAUAGAUAUUAUAAUAAAAAUAAUUAUCCAAAAUUAUUUUAUCCUGAUAUUGUAUUAUUAGAAGGUGGUUAUAAUACUUUUUAUAAAGAAUAUCCACAAUUAUGUUAUCCCAAUGGUUAUAUUCCAAUGAAUUCACCAAAAAAUAGAGAUACUUGUGGAAAUAGUAUGCAAAGUUUAAGAGAUAAUCUAAAAAAAGAAUUCGUUGCAUAA